Schizosaccharomyces osmophilus is the source of this 1023-nucleotide messenger RNA. Its product is annotated as flavonol reductase/cinnamoyl-CoA reductase family protein. Bases 1 to 1023 code for a protein of 340 amino acids. Gene Ontology annotation, molecular function: oxidoreductase activity, acting on the CH-OH group of donors, NAD or NADP as acceptor. Lineage: Eukaryota; Fungi; Ascomycota; Schizosaccharomycetes; Schizosaccharomycetales; Schizosaccharomycetaceae. The transcript has a single exon. The record is from RefSeq and is a predicted model, not a curated record.
AUGUCGAACCAACAACUUGUUUUAGUCACCGGUGUUACUGGCUUCAUUGGAGCCCAUGUCGCUGUCGCAUUGCUCAAUAAGGGUUACCGUGUGCGUGGUACCGUCCGUAGUAUGGAGAAGGCAAAGGAGCUUGUCCGUUUGAACCCCGAGCUCAAGGACAAGAUCGAAUUUGUGAUCGUCAAAGACAUCGUUGAGCCCAACGCGUUCCAGGAUUCUGUCAAGGGUUGUGAUUAUGUUUGUCAUGUUGCUUCCCCUUUCUUCACUGAUAACGUUACUGACAAUAAAACUCAACUCUUGGACCCCGCCGUGAAAGGCACACUCAGUGCCUUGGAGGCCGCCGUGACCGAACCCAAGGUGAAGCGUGUAGUUAUUACUUCUUCCUUCGCUGCUGUCAAUAAUCCCACCGCUGAUCCCAACACCGGCUACUCCUAUUCUGAGAAGGACUGGAAUCCUCUUAGCUAUGAAGAUGCUCUCCAGACCAAAAAUGGAAAUUUCGCUUACUCUGCUUCCAAAAAGUUAGCUGAAAAGGCAGCUCGUGAUUUUGUCAAGGAAAAGCAAUUGCACUUCGACAUUAGCACUGUCAACCCUCCCUACGUCUUUGGUCCUCCCAUUCACCCCAUGAACAGUAUGGACUCCUUGAAUACUUCCAAUCAAGUUUUGUGGAAGCUCGUCAAUGGCUCUAAAGUGCAACCCAAUAUACAGCGCUGGCAAGUCGAUGUUCGUGACAUUGCCGACGCUCACGUUUUGGCUCUUGAAAGCCCCAAGUUGAGCAAUGGCCGUAUGCUCGUUACUCAAGGUCCAUUCUCUACCAACAACAUUAGUAAGAUUCUUCGCGAAAAACUUCCCGAGAAGAAGGAUGUUAUUUCCGAGCCUUCUGAUGUCCCUUUUAAUGAAAAGUUCUUCAACAUAGACAACUCUUUUUCCAAGUCCCUCGGUUUGCAAUACUACAGCGAUGAGCAAACCUACGUCGAUACUGCUUUGAAGCUUUGGGAACGUGCCAAGCAAUUUAGUGGAACCGAAUAA